CCAAGCAGAUCAGCUAUGGGGCGAUGGACCCUUCCUUUUCUGACAGGGAGCAGUUUCCCUCUUUCUUCCGUACGGUUCCCAACCAGCUGUCCCACCACCAGGCCAUCAUAGAGCUCCUCAAGCACUUCGGCUGGGUUUGGGUUGGCAUUGUGGCUUCUGCUGAUGAGAGCAAUGCCAAGUCCAGUAGCCUUCUGAGGGAGCAGCUCAUCAGCCAUGGGAUUUGUGUGGAGUUUCAUGUAAUUUUUCCCAUAGAUAAAGAGGAAACCAAAAGAACAAAUGUUCUCAUCAAGAACUCAACUGCAACUGUGAUCAUUUUAUACUGCAAUAUGGGCUACUUCCUCCAGUUAAUGAUUGGUGAGCACUGGGAGGAAAUAGAAGGGAAAGUCUUUGUUACUUCUGUUACUCUGACACUUGUCCUGGACAACAGGUAUUUUUUAAAAGAUGUCUAUCCGCUCAACGGCUCCCUGCUGUUUGUAACACGAAGAGGAAACAUUCAUGGUAUGAAAGAUCUCAUGGAUUAUGUUCACGGCAGGGAAACCAGUGACUUAAAUAAUAUGAUUUGUCUUCUUCCGAAUGAUGAGAAAGGAAAUGUUUCUAAAAACAGCAAUUCUGAGCCCUUCCGUCUCACCUACAGCAUUUACACAGCCGUGUAUGCCGUGGCGCACGCGUUACAUGAUAUGGUCUCCAAGGCACGGACACAACCAGGGUUCCUUUCCACUGGGCAAUGGCUCAGACAUUUCCACCCUUGGCAGAUGAUCCCCCAUCUAAAUAAAGUACAAUUUCCAACACAGAGCGAUGGGGACUUUUCCUUCUCUGACGAAGGGGAAAUGCCCGGAGAGUUCGAUAUCCUAAACUGCAUUGUGUCCCCAGAUGGGGAGGUCCGAAUGGUAGAAGUUGGCAGCUACAGGUCUCAUCCGGCCCAGUUCCAGAUUAAAGAUAGCGCCAUAGGGUGGGGGAGCCCAUAUACAGAGGUGAGAUGUUCACAUUCUGGGGCUGAGGGACAUAACCAUUCAAACAUUCCUGAAACUGCCAUAAGGAGAAGUAAAGUCUAAAAAACGAAUCUGACUAUAUACUAUAUUGUAAUUAUUUUUUAAAAUACUCCAUUACUGAUCCACUACUGAUCAGCCCAUU
Molecule: messenger RNA, 1131 nt
Organism: Xenopus tropicalis (tropical clawed frog)
Lineage: Eukaryota; Metazoa; Chordata; Amphibia; Anura; Pipidae
Product: vomeronasal type-2 receptor 1-like
Exons: 2
Coding region: 24-1052 (342 amino acids)
Biological process (GO): G protein-coupled receptor signaling pathway
Cellular component (GO): membrane
Molecular function (GO): G protein-coupled receptor activity
Source: RefSeq, a predicted model, not a curated record